AUGCUCUCCCUCAAACUUCUGCUCGCUCUUGGUUUCUCAUCCCUGGCUGUGGCCAAGGGGUUUACCUCAUCAUGCAAGAUCACUAGCUCAACCGAUGAGCUGCCGACGAUCAAAGCAAUGUGUUACCAAGACGGAGGCCGUAUAGCAUAUAAUCCAAACGCUGAGUUGAACUUGGAUGACUGCUUUGAACUGGAUGGCAAUGAACUGAAGGCUACCGACCAAAAGGGGUCUGGCGGAGUCUCGGCUUGCUCUGGUGUCGAACUGGUGGCGACGAUGGGGAAGCUCAAAGGCGGCUGCCUUGGGAAGGACAAAGAAUUCGGCCUAUACAACUGGAUCAACAACCUGGGUGGCAACCUCGUUUGCCAUACUUAA
Molecule: messenger RNA, 372 nt
Organism: Penicillium alfredii
Lineage: Eukaryota; Fungi; Ascomycota; Eurotiomycetes; Eurotiales; Aspergillaceae
Exons: 3
Coding region: 1-372 (123 amino acids)
Source: RefSeq, a predicted model, not a curated record